Molecule: messenger RNA, 298 nt
Organism: Coregonus sp. 'balchen'
Lineage: Eukaryota; Metazoa; Chordata; Actinopteri; Salmoniformes; Salmonidae
Source: the annotation of a GenBank genome assembly
AUGUUGUCUCUGCAACAACCGCAGACAUUUGUCAAUUUGUUAUGCGGAGUACACGACUAUGUCUGGAUUGGUCUGACUGACGCUGUUACUGAGGGGAUCUGGAAAUGGGUGGAUGGCACACCACUGACCACAGCGUAAGACAUUUAAUGAGUUCUGUGUCACUAUGAAAUAACUGAAUGGAAUAGUAGGCCAGUCUCAUUCUAUGAGUUGUUUCUUCUGCAGGUAUUGGAGGAGUGGACAGCCUGAUGGUGGUGAGGACUGUUCGUAUUUCUACUCCUGGUCAUCAGACAGGAGAAUG